Acanthochromis polyacanthus (spiny chromis) is the source of this 2634-nucleotide messenger RNA. It is a transcript of the gene slc16a6b, whose product is annotated as solute carrier family 16 member 6b. Gene Ontology annotation, molecular function: monocarboxylic acid transmembrane transporter activity. Gene Ontology annotation, biological process: transmembrane transport; monocarboxylic acid transport. The record is from RefSeq and is a predicted model, not a curated record. NCBI's taxonomy places the organism in Eukaryota, Metazoa, Chordata, Actinopteri, Pomacentridae.
CUUUCAGCAGCAGUUAGAAGAUCCCAGCAGAGAGAAGGUAGCCAUGAGGGGGACCAACGCCCAGCGCUGUCUGGGUCCAAACCUUUACUCAGAGUUCCUGAUGGCGGCUGGGGAUGGGUGGUGGCUCUGGCUUUUUUCCUGGUGGAGGUUUGUACCUACGGGACCCUGAAGAGUCUCGGAGUCUUCCUCCAGGAUCUGAUGGAGGAGUUUGGAGAAAGCAACAGCCGAGUGUCUUGGAUCAUCUCCAUCUGUGUCUUUGUCUUUACCUUCACUGCUCCGUUAUCAACCGUCCUCAGCAACCGCUUCGGCUAUCGCCCGGUGGUGAUGAUGGGAGGAUUCCUCAUCAGUCUGGGAACAAUCAGCUCUGCCUUCACCAGCUCCAUCAACGAGAUGUACGUCACUACUGGCAUCGUCUCAGGUCUGGGCUACUGCCUCACUUCUCCCACCGUCACCAUCCUGGCCCAGUACUUCUCCAGACGUCGAGCCCUCGUCACCUCCCUGGCUUCCUCUGGAGAAUCCUUUGCUAUCUUUGCAUUAGCUCCAGCUCUCACUUCUCUGAAGCAGCACAUUGGCUGGCGCUACUGUCUGGUCGUUCUGGGAACGGUUCAGGCCUCUGUGAUUGGCUGUGGGCUCCUCCUUCGUCCAAUCAUCAUCGAGCCUCCAUCUGUGAAGGAGGACGGUGGGUCACAGGAAGACUCACUCUCUCUGAAGCAGACGGUUUACGAGCUGGAGAACGAACAGACCAGAACCUCCAUCAGCUCGGGUGCAUCUGGAGGUUCAGAGGACUCGGGGGUCACCUCCCUCUCAGCCUCCAACGUGGACCUGAGGACUGCAGGAGCAGAAGUUGAGGCUCUGAUGGAGGACCAGGAAUCAUCUCCUCCACUAGAGAAGAACCAGGGAGAGCCGGUGGAGGUGGAGGCAGGUCCUCUGAAGCCCUCCAGCCCUAAACUCCUGGACUUCUCAGUGCUGAGAGAUGGUGCCUUCAUCUGGUACUCCUUGUUUGGACUGUUUGCUACGCUGGGCUUCUUUGCUCCUCAGCUCUUCAUCAUCGAGCUGAGUAAGAGCAGCGGCGUGGACUCCAUCGUGGCCUCCUACAUGCUCUCCGUCAUGGCUGUGGCUGAGAUCUUCGGCCGCCUGUCCAUCGGGGUGGUGCUGAACCGGGUCCGCUGCAGGAAGACCUUGGUGCUGCUGGGCUGCGUGGUUCUGCUGUGCCUGGUUCUGGUGGCCUUUACCAUCGUGUGGGACCUGUGGGGUCUGGUGGUCUGCUGUGCGCUAUACGGCUUCUUCAUGGGCACCGUGGCCUCCACUCACAUCCCCCUGCUGGCCGAGGAGGACGUGGUGGGCAUUGAGAAGAUGUCCUCCUGUGUGGGAGUCUAUGUCUUCAUCCAGAGCUUCGCUGGACUGGCUGGGCCACCUCUAGGAGGUGUGUUGGUGGACCUCACUCAGAACUACGGUUCUGCUUUCUACUCCUGUGCUGUGGGGAUGGGCCUCAGCGCCAUCUGCCUGGCUCUGGUGGGUCCGGCUAAGUCCGGUCUGUGCCAAAGACCAGGCAGAAGCAACGGCACUGAAGAACAGGAGAGAAGAUCUCAGGACGGCGACCAGCCAGACUUUCUGGAGGUGGACCUGGUUCUGGAGGGCAGUCCGGCCCAACAGACCAGGAUAAGGACCAGAACCUCCAUCAUGUGAACCCCAGCAGGACUCAAAGGACAAGAACAUCCAGUCAGGAGGUCCAGAUGUCCAGAACACCAGCUGGAUCCAGAUCUCAGGGGUCCCUGUUCACUUUACCGAGCUUAGGAAGGAACCAAAGAGGUCACGUUGUUUAGGGUAGAACUCAUUAACAUGACGGAACCAAAGUCCUGACAGCAGGGUCUAAACUCUGAUCACCAGCUUUAGUUCCUGUCUCCUUCAGAAUAAAACGCCUCACUGGUAGAACCGUCCACAGACCAGACUGAAUGGAAACAGAGAUGAGUGCAGUAGAACCCAGAACCAGACUCCUGAUCUGAACCAUCCUCAAAUAUCCAUAAAUCGUAUAAAACAUGAUUAAUAUAUUCAGAUUAAACUGAGCUAAUCAGCCGAGAGUUCAGGUUCAGUCUGAGUGUUUCACUGUUUCUGCUUCAGUCCGUGUGUCUAGUCUUUAACUAGCAUCAACAGAACAGAGACUAGAACCCUCUAGUCUUUAACUAGCAUCAACAGAACAGAGACUAGAACUCUCUAGUCUUUAACUAGCAUCAACAGAACAGAGACUAGAACUCUCUAGUCUUUAACUAGCAUCAACAGAACAGAGACUAGAACCCUCUAGUCUUUAACUAGCAUCAACAGAACAGACUAGAACUCUCUAGUCUUUAACUAGCAUCAACAGAACAGAGACUAGAACCCUCUAGUCUUUAACUAGCAUCAACAGAACAGACUAGAACCCCUCUAGUCUUUAACUAGCAUCAACAGAACAGAGACUAGAACCCUCUAGUCUUUAACUAGCAUCAACAGAACAGACUAGAACCCUCUAGUCUUUAACUAGCAUCAACAGAACAGACUAGAACCCUCUAGUCUUUAACUAGCAUUAACAGAACAGACUAAGAACCCUCUAGUCUUUAACUAGCAUCAACAGAACAGACUAGACCCUCUAGUCUUUAACUA